Messenger RNA from Aspergillus mulundensis, 591 nucleotides. Its product is annotated as DUF967 domain protein. Lineage: Eukaryota; Fungi; Ascomycota; Eurotiomycetes; Eurotiales; Aspergillaceae. The transcript is spliced from 2 exons. Gene Ontology annotation, biological process: post-translational protein targeting to endoplasmic reticulum membrane. The record is from RefSeq and is a predicted model, not a curated record. Gene Ontology annotation, cellular component: TRC complex. The coding region runs from base 1 to 591 and encodes 196 amino acids.
AUGGAAGACAAACCCCUGCCCCCCGCAAGCACCGACCCCCGCGACCUCGCCGCCCAAGAAUCCAGCCCCUCAACCCUCUUCAAAACCUUCACCUCAACAACAGCCUGGAAUCUCGGCCUCGCGCUCCGCACCCGAAUCCUCUCCCUCCCACCCAGCCAGCGCAAACCCGCCCUGAUCUCCAUCUCACUGGGGAGCACAAACAGCGCAACCGGAACCCCGCACAUCAUCUUCCAAUGCGCGACGGAGCCGGGGACCGUACCGGACAACGACAUGUGGGUGCGGCGGAAGCGCAAUACCGUUGAGCGGUGGGGGGUGUCGAGCUGGUUGAUGCGGCGGAAGAUCAUUGCGGGGUUGGAGGAGGGUAGUCCGGUUGGGGUUGAGGAGGCGUUUGUGCGGAAGUAUGCGCUGGGGAGUUCGAGUGGGGGGAGGAAUGCGGAUGAUUAUGCGGUGCAUGGGGGUGGGUUCCCUGUUAGGGUGAAGGGGGUUGAUGGGGUUGUUGGAGUGGUUGUUGUGAGUGGGUUGAAGCAGGAGGAUGAUCAUCAGGUUAUUGUUGAGACUGUCAGGGAGUUUAUUGAGCAAGGCAAUAAUUAG